GUGCCAAAGUUGAAAGAUAAGUCAGCUGCUGCAUGUCGACAACGUGUUCACUGUUUCACUGAAAGGUCGCAAACUAAUUAAUGUAAUAAGAUGAACUGACGGUGGUUUUUAAAUCAGAUGCCCCGACACUGCUCAGCUGGUGGCUGCAAAUCUCGGGACAACCGUGAGAGUCGUAAUGCAGGAAUCACCUUCCACAAAUUGCCUAAAGGACCAACGAGGAGGAACCUUUGGAUCACAAACUCCCGUCGUGCAGACUCCUGGGACCCUCAGAGUGACUUUGUCUACUUUUGUUCCCAACAUUUCACCCAGGAGAGCUUUGAGCUGACCGGAUACAGUGGGAUCAGGAGACUGAGAGAAGACGCUUUACCUACAGUGUUUGAUUCUUCGACAACGACCAAAUCCAAGAGAGCGGGGAGGCUGCAGAAACGAGAAGACCCUCCUGUCAGGAAGAGUCCACACCUAGCAUACCAGGAGAAUGAUGAGAGCCUCCCUUCAGAUGAACCCACAGGUGAGAGCUCAGCGGCAGCACCUGGAGAGACUCCUGAAGACACACCUGCACCUCCUCCGGAGUCUUCAGAGGUGGAGCCGCUCCCACAGGACGAACACAGCCCUCCUCCACCAGAACCGGAGCCUCGGCCCGUCUCCCCGUCACGCUACAUGAGACGCCUGCCCCCUCCUCCGGGCUUCUACCUGUCCAAGGAGCACAGCUACGCUCAGCUCUGCCCCCUGCUGUGGAGGAGGCGCUACGACCAGGCCAUCGACUGUCUGGAGAAGACUCUGCGACAGCUGCACGCGGCCCGGCGGAGGGAGAGCCGCCUGAGGAGCACCAUGCUCAGGCUGAGAGAUAAACGGCUGAAACAGGCCCUGCUGGUGUCCAGGGACGUUUGUAAAGACCGCAGGGGUCCAGGGGAGGAGAGGAGACGAGGAAGAGGAGGAGGUAACCUGGAGGAAACUGAGAACGAUGCUAAAGGUGAGGAUACCGGUGUGUUUGAGGACAGAGGAGUGGAUCAGAUGGAGUUUGGAGGUCGUUUUCUUCAGGACACAAACAGCUGGUGUGAGGAGGAGGAGAGGGGGCAGUGUUUUUACUGUGGACGAGGACAGGGACAGGACGCAGGAUGUGUCUCACAGAGCAGAGAAGAGGGGCAGCCCACAGAGCAUGAGGACUCGCACAGAAAUGACGAAACGGAUCUUCAUUGCACAGCUGAAAAGGUUAAAAACCCCCAAAUAGACAUGUUGGUGAAUUCCCCGGGGAGGAGUUUAGAAAGCAAUUCUUCAGACACAGACUCCACAAUCCUGCUGCAAACUCAAACUCUGCAACAUGUGUCUGACGUCCAUGAGCAGUUUUUAGGCCCUCAGCAGAAGUUUCUGCUCUCUGACGGGGACACUGUGGCUCAGCAGCUCUUUUGGAUCCAGGACUGUGCUGAGGGUUCGGUGGUUCUGGUUCCCGUCCCGGCUGAGGACGGAGCACAGCGUGUUCUAAAGAAAGCAGGGGGCUCUGACAUUUCACAAACUGUUCUCGUGUCAGAGGUGGACCUUAAGGGAGACUUUGGGAACCUGACGGAGAGCGGCGCGGGUGUGCGCGCUGACGGAGAGCUCAGUGAGCAGUCCGUCAUUAACCUGAAGGAGGAUGUGAGGGAGAAACUGAAAGAACACCUGGAGGGGUUUCACCUGCAGCUCAGCACAGAGUUUCUAACAUGAACACAACAGAGACAUCUUUAUUCUGCAGACUCAAUAAUAACAGCAGCUCAUUUAAUUAAAGAACAGUUUAUUUGUCUGUCUUUUAUGUGUUUGUGGACCUUAAAGGCAGGGUUGGUCAUUUUCAAAAACAUUCCCUCUGUGCUUCCUCAAAAGCCACGCCCCUCACUUACGUGCACUUUGAGUGUCUGCUUGUGCACGCAUUGGUUGAAGUUUUUACAGGCUUACAAACUGCUACAGAUGAUGGAUUUUCUUCGUUUCCCGUUUCAGAGAACAUGAGUUAUUAUCGUCUGUCAGGACCUGAAGACCAUUUCAACCAAAAUCUUAAAAAGUGUAUCUGGAGAAAAUGACCAACCCUGCUUUUAGUAUAGCAGGAUGUAAGAAUAAACUCUGCAGUGGGCAGAUAUGACCCAGCUGUUGGAGAGCUUCAGCUUUUUUUAUGAAGGUUUAAAGGAACAUGAAGUCACUUAGAAAAGGUGUUGAUGAAAGAACGAUUAAUGGAGGGCAAACAGAGAAAUGUGAAAAAGGUUUUGAGUGUAUCAGAGCCAUGAAGCUCAAUCUUUGUCCACUGACUUUAACACCACCACCAUGUUAAUCAGCCUCGCACUGUUUUACACAAAUUACUCAAUAAAAUAUUUAAUUUGCUACAAAUCAGAAAGUGAAGAUGUUGAGAUUAUUUUUUUA
This is a messenger RNA of Labrus bergylta (ballan wrasse), 2379 nucleotides long. It is a transcript of the gene thap7, whose product is annotated as THAP domain containing 7. The record is from RefSeq and is a predicted model, not a curated record. Gene Ontology annotation, biological process: regulation of DNA-templated transcription. Gene Ontology annotation, cellular component: nucleus. NCBI's taxonomy places the organism in Eukaryota, Metazoa, Chordata, Actinopteri, Labriformes, Labridae.